Ficedula albicollis (Collared flycatcher) is the source of this 2588-nucleotide messenger RNA. It is a transcript of the gene PDE4D, whose product is annotated as phosphodiesterase 4D. Lineage: Eukaryota; Metazoa; Chordata; Aves; Passeriformes; Muscicapidae. The transcript has 16 exons. Gene Ontology annotation, cellular component: cytosol; perinuclear region of cytoplasm; nucleus. Bases 516 to 2534 code for a protein of 672 amino acids. The record is from RefSeq and is a predicted model, not a curated record. Gene Ontology annotation, biological process: regulation of cardiac muscle cell contraction; cAMP catabolic process; signal transduction. Gene Ontology annotation, molecular function: ATPase binding; transmembrane transporter binding; 3',5'-cyclic-AMP phosphodiesterase activity.
CCGAGCCCAGUCUGCUGCAGGACCAGUGCCACGCAGCCCGACACUGUCCGGGGCUGCCGCGGUGCUGCUGCUGCUGCUGCUGCUGGGCAAGGAGACCAGCAGCCCGAGGGCAGGCUGGAAAUUCUGGUCCGGGAAAGGGAAGUGUGAGCCUGUUGACGCUGCAUUGCUUCAAAAUAGAUGCCGUCUCUGUAGCCUGGGCUUAAGAAUCUUCCCGAGGAUGCUUGCCAGAGCGUAAGGAGUGAUAACUACUGUCUGGGAGCUGAAUUGGGAAAAAAGGACAGCAGUGAAAGAAUGCUUAGCAAGUGAUGCAUAAAUGGAUGGACGUGUACCUAGAAAACCCUGUGAGAAGUCUUUCACUGGAUCCUGGGAAUUUUUAUUUUUGUGGAUUACAGUAAUUCUUGCAAUAAUCCCUGCUGUUGACUGCUCAUGCAGUUGUUCUGGCAUGCAUCUAUGAAUACCAUAACAGACAAAUCAGUCUGACAAGGAAAAAAACUAAUGUUGGAAGACCUGUGAACAUGAUGCAUGUGAAUAAUUUCCCCUUUAGGAGGCAUUCAUGGAUAUGUUUCGAUGUAGACAAUGGUACAUCAUCAGGACGAAGUCCCUUGGACCCCAUGACAAGCCCUGGGUCAGGGCUGAUUCUUCAGGCAAAUUUUGUCCACAGUCAGCGUAGGGAGUCUUUCCUUUACCGGUCAGACAGUGAUUAUGAUCUGUCUCCAAAGUCCAUGUCCAGGAAUUCCUCCAUUGCCAGUGAUAUACACGGAGAUGACUUGAUUGUGACACCAUUUGCUCAGGUUCUGGCCAGCCUGCGUACAGUCCGGAAUAACUUUGCUGCAUUAACCAAUUUACAAGACCGGGCACCCAGCAAAAGAUCACCCAUGUGUAGCCAACCAUCUAUUAACAAAGCAACUAUAACAGAGGAGGCCUACCAAAAACUGGCUAGCGAGACCAUGGAGGAGCUGGACUGGUGCCUGGACCAGCUGGAGACCCUGCAGACCAGGCACUCCGUCAGCGAAAUGGCCUCGAACAAGUUUAAAAGAAUGCUCAACCGUGAGCUAACCCACCUCUCUGAAAUGAGCAGGUCAGGCAAUCAGGUCUCAGAAUAUAUAUCAAACACUUUCUUAGACAAGCAACAUGAAGUUGAAAUCCCUUCUCCGACACAGAAAGAGAAAGAGAAAAAGAAGAGGCCAAUGUCCCAGAUCAGUGGAGUCAAAAAACUCAUGCACAGCUCCAGCCUAACUAAUUCCAGUAUUCCCAGGUUCGGAGUUAAAACAGACCAAGAAGAUGUCCUUGCCAAGGAACUUGAAGAUUUGAACAAGUGGGGCCUUCAGGUUUUCAGAGUAGCAGAGUUAUCUGGAAACAGACCUCUGACUGUCAUCAUGCACACUAUUUUUCAGGAGCGGGACUUGUUAAAAACUUUUAAGAUUCCAGUAGAUACUUUAAUAACUUACUUGAUGACUCUGGAAGACCACUACCAUGCAGAUGUGGCAUACCACAAUAACAUACAUGCUGCAGAUGUUGUUCAGUCAACCCAUGUCCUACUAUCAACACCAGCAUUAGAGGCGGUGUUUACUGAUUUGGAGAUUCUUGCAGCAAUUUUUGCCAGCGCAAUACAUGAUGUAGAUCAUCCUGGAGUUUCAAACCAGUUUCUUAUCAACACAAAUUCUGAACUCGCCUUGAUGUACAAUGACUCAUCAGUCCUGGAGAAUCAUCACUUAGCUGUGGGUUUCAAGCUGCUGCAGGAAGAAAAUUGUGACAUUUUCCAGAAUUUGACCAAAAAACAGAGACAAUCAUUGAGGAAAAUGGUCAUUGACAUUGUACUUGCAACAGAUAUGUCUAAGCAUAUGAAUCUACUGGCUGAUUUAAAAACUAUGGUUGAAACUAAAAAAGUGACCAGUUCUGGUGUCCUGCUUCUUGAUAACUAUUCAGACAGGAUUCAGGUUCUUCAGAAUAUGGUGCACUGUGCAGAUCUGAGCAACCCUACCAAGCCGCUCCAUCUCUACCGCCAAUGGACAGACAGAAUAAUGGAGGAAUUUUUCCGUCAGGGAGACCGGGAAAGAGAGAGGGGAAUGGAGAUAAGUCCCAUGUGUGAUAAGCACAAUGCAUCUGUAGAAAAAUCGCAGGUGGGUUUUAUAGAUUACAUUGUUCAUCCUUUGUGGGAGACAUGGGCAGAUCUCGUUCAUCCGGACGCCCAGGAUAUCUUAGAUACACUGGAGGACAAUCGAGAAUGGUACCAGAGCACAAUCCCUCGAAGUCCCUCUCCUGCACCUGAAGAAAAAGAAGAGGGAAAGCAGGGUCAAACUGAAAAAUUCCAGUUUGAACUAACACUGGAGGAAGAUGGUGAGUCAGACACCGAAAAGGACAGUGGAAGUCAAGUAGAAGAAGACACCAGCUUCAGUGACUCCAAGACUCUUUGCACCCAGGAUUCAGAAUCCACUGAAAUUCCUCUUGAUGAACAAGUAGGGGAAGAAGUGGAAGAGGAGGAGAACCAAACAGCAGAGCCUUGUAUGGUAGAAGAACAUUCUCCUGACACAUAACAAUGAAAACGCAGUAUCUUUCUCUCUUUCUCUCUCCCUUUCUUUUCCUUUUUC